AUGGCGUCCACCACAAGGGGAACUCUCUGGAUCCUCUCUUCGAUCUUCUCCUCUCUUCUCCGCAAGGACUUCCCUCUCUUCCUCAAGCUUCAACUUCUCGUCUUCCUCGACGAAUUCUCCCUCUCCUUCUUCACCUCCCAUCACCAUCUCCUUCGUCUCAUAGACGCGCUAAAAGCCGUCGUCCACGCGCCGCUCGACGUUGUCGCGUCCACCUUCAAAGACCAGUUCAUGGUCUCCGCCACCUCGAUUCUUAUCUGCGCAUCGGAAAAAAACGUCAUCGACCCUCAAACGGAGAAUAACCUUGUCGAGCUGCUGCUGACGGUUAUAAACCGGCCGAAUUUCGGUUCAAACCGGCACACGCGCGGCGUCGCGUGCGAAUGCCUAAGGGAAUUGGAGCGGUGGAAACUGGGUUGCUCUCGGAUGUGGUUGUACACUUGUGGAUGUUUCGAUUCUCAACACAUCGGUUCCGAUGGUCCCUUUCGACGCGCCGAACUGCGUGACGGAUUCGGGUUCGGGUUCAGGUUCGGAUUUGAAUAUGAAGGAGUUGAGGAGGGCAUUGGCGUUUUUGCCGGAGUGGCCGCAAGUGAUGACUCCUUGCGGGAUGAUGGAGUUAUGUGUAUGAUAAAUCCCGUGGCUGUGGCUUUGGAAUUGCAACCUUCCAUGCUGAAGGUGCAGUUGUUUGGGAUGAUUCAUUCGUUUGACCCUGUUCUGUGUCAUAUUGUUUUGGGCAUGUAUUUGCGUUUCUUGGAAGCUUUUGAUGGUCAAGAGGGAGAGAAGACGAAGCCCACCAUUGAAUUGUGCUCCACUUUUUACCCCGCUCUGUUUGAUCCUCUGGCUUUGAAAGCCUUGAACCUUGACCUUCUUGCGUUUUCCUCGGUUUGUGCUCAUAUUUUGAGGCUGAAAAGUGGUUCCGAUGAGUUGAUUGAUUCAGUGAAGCUGUUUGAAAAUGGUCUUGUUUGUGUCUCUUCUUUCAAAUGGUUGCCUCCCAUGAGAACAGAGACUGCUGUUGCAUUCCGCACCUUCCAUAAGUUUCUGAUUGCUUCUUCUUCUCAUUCUGACAAUGAUCCUUCCACCACAAGAAAUCUGUUGGACUCUGCCAUUUUUCACACUUUACAGGUGCUAAGAGUGAAAGUAGAAGACUUGGUUCCUGUUGUUGUAGCUUUUGUUGACCGGUUACUCUCCUGCCAAAAGCAUUCUUGGUUGGAAAUUACUGAAAAUCAGACAAUACCUCCUCGUGGGUUGUUAGAGUUCCUCACGACCUUCAUGAUUUUCCUUGUGGAGAAACAUGGCCCAGAUACAGGGAUGAAAUCUUGGUCCCAGGGAAGUAGAGCUCUUGGAAUUUGCCGAACUAUGUUGAUGCGCCACCAUAGCUCUAGAUUGUUCCUUAGAUUAUCUCGUCUGCUUGCAUUUAUAUGUCUAUAUUUUCUUGAUCUGGAGGUUCGUGAUAAUUCAAGGAUCUACUUGCGUAUGCUAGUCUGCAUUCCAGGGAAGAAGCCUAGAGACAUCCUGAGUCUCGGAGACAUGAUCCUUGGAAUUUCUCCAUCUUCACAUUCAACCUCAUUUUUCAACGUUCAGUCACCUCGACCUUCUCAGAAAUUUAAGUUGUCAAAUUUAGUUGUAAGUAACACCAAACCAGCUUAUCUUGAGAGCAUCAGAGAACUCAAAGCCCCUGUUGAGGAAAAAGACUUUUCUGACAGUUCCAAUACGGAGAUCCUUCCUGAAACUGGAAGGAUAAAUCAAUCAACCACAAGAGCCACUACUACUUUCAAUCGCAUGUGGGGAUUAGAUAAAACUGUCACAUCCUUGGAAGAGAUAGAUGCACUUCCUGCUAUAUAUGCUACCGUGUUAAAAUUCUCGUCAUCUGCACCGUAUGGAUCGAUUCCAUCCUAUUGUAUACCUUUUCUUCUUGGUGAACCUUACAAUCAAGAUCCUGCAUCUCAAAAUGUCUCCCUGAGAAUUGUUCCUGUUGGUAUAGUUGAUGUUCACAUUGAAACAAAUGCAGAAAAUGGUCAAAUAAUCCAAGGUCAACUUCAAGGAAUCACAGUAGGCAUAGAAGACAUGUUUCUCAAGGCUAUUGUCCCAUCAGACAUUCCAGAAGAUGAAACACCUCGAUACAACUUUGACCUGUUCAAUACUUUAUGGGAGGCAUGUGGCUCAUCUUCCAGCACUGGCCGGGAGACCUUUCAAUUGAAAGGGGGUAAAGGUAUUCCUGCCAUCAGUGGAACUCAAUCUGUCAAUCUUCUUGAUGUCCCUGCAACCUCUUUGAUCCAGGCAACUGAGCGCCAUUUAUUGAUGCCGUAUGGCAAGGGGGAAUCAUUCAAAACGUCAUUUUGGAUUCUCCCACUUACUACUUCUGUCACUCCGUCUUACUUACAAUGA
Molecule: messenger RNA, 2379 nt
Organism: Sphenostylis stenocarpa
Lineage: Eukaryota; Viridiplantae; Streptophyta; Magnoliopsida; Fabales; Fabaceae
Source: the annotation of a GenBank genome assembly